This is a messenger RNA of Zeugodacus cucurbitae (melon fly), 4935 nucleotides long. RefSeq lists its product as uncharacterized. The transcript has 4 exons. The coding region runs from base 320 to 3997 and encodes 1225 amino acids. The record is from RefSeq and is a predicted model, not a curated record. NCBI's taxonomy places the organism in Eukaryota, Metazoa, Arthropoda, Insecta, Diptera, Tephritidae.
AAAUGACAGCGAUAUACGGAAAGACAGCAGAAACUCGAUGCCAAACCUAUCGAUAAUAAGCGUCAAAUAUAACAACACUGUCUAAAAAAUGUGUGAACAGCUGUUCAUUAGAAAUAAACAAUAAAAAUUCUGAGAGCGAAAAAUUGUUUAAAAAUACAGAAAUAAUGCAAAGCUUACGUGAUUUAAUAAUACAGCAAUAAAGCAAAGCUUACGUGAUCUAUGUAUAUUUUGUUCUUAUAUUCUUUAUGCGCAUAAGUUUUAGUAGUUGAUUAUCAAAGGAUCUGUAUUCAUUUUAACAUUUUAUUUAGAAUUAUCAACAAUGCCUCUACGUCGAUGUUUUGCUGGUUGUCCACUGCGUAGUGCCGUAUUGUACCCAUUUCCACCGAAAACAGAUGUAGCCAGACGUGAUCUCUGGAUACGACAAUUUGGUAAAGUGCCAGAACAAUUUCCACAGAAAAAUUUGUACGUAUGCCGGCGACAUUUCACCUCCCGCAUGACAUUUAGUAGACUACUGCGUAAAAACGCAUAUCCCGAUGUAAACUUGUCGCCAUACAAUAAAGAUGAACCCUAUACAGAACUUUACAGUUACUACAAAUCGGAUGGGAAACCCGAUCCUCUCCUGCAUGAUAAUUUUUGCGAUGAAUGGUUGCUACCACCGGAAGAUUGCGACUUAGAAUUAGAAUUCGCAUCCAUAACACAUAUAUUGCCAAUUUCCGAAGAACGUGCACACUCCGAAGACAAUGCCAGCGACACUACACAAAGCGCAGAUGAACAAGAGGAACCGCCGCCAAUGGAAGAAAAGCCUGUAAAAUACAAACGUAAAAGAAAGUGCAUACUACAAUGUGUAGGUAGACGUUCGUUACACAUACUGCCAUCAAUCGAAACCGAGUUGGAAAGGCGCGAAAAAUGGCUAUACUUGUUGGGCAAGGAUCCAGCUUUAUAUACCGAAAAACGCAUUUUCGUUUGUGAUCAACACUUCGACAUACACAUGAUAGGACUUUCGAAAUUGAUACGUGGCGCUUAUCCGAAUAAAAAUUUGCCGCCACCGCUAAUUAAAUCAAUACCAGAAAAGUUGGAGGCGCAUACAGCGUGCGUACAAAAGUGUACGGAUUAUAGGAGAAAGUACCAAUUUCCAAUGAAGGAUGCAAAAAUGCGCGAAACGUGGUUACAGAAAUUCGGUCGCAGUCCUGAGUUGUACAAGCACAAUUUGUACGCUUGUGAUCGUCAUUUUAGUGAAGAAAUGCGUGUGGGGCCAUAUUUACAAGCGCACGCCAUACCAGAUCAAAAUUUGGAACUCCAAACACAGCAGCAGUACACCACUAGUAGUGACGUGUGUAAAAAUUGGUCGCUACAAAGAUUAGACGCCUUAACGUUUGAGGUGACAAUAUCUACUACAACUACAACACAAACACCAACUGCAACAACAACUAAAAUGCCUACAGCAACUACUACAAUAAUGUUGUCGCCAAAUGGUACAUCAACUACAAUGUUUUCACCAACUAGUGCAACAACAACAAUGAUUUCUCCGCCUCUUCCCAUAAAAAUAAUGCAUUCACCAGCUCAAAUUUCACCACAAACUCCAACAUUUGACCAAACAACACAUGAUUCGAACAUUCCUUAUCAAACAGAAGUGACCGUUGCGCCAACUGCUAGUCAAAAUCCACCAAAAUCAGUAGACUAUGUAAAAAUACGUUCAUUAGGUGUAUUUCUACAACAUAAAGACGGUUAUGUGGUAUCAAUGAAACAAAUUUUAGAAGCAACUGAUCCCUUGGACUGUAAUAAAUAUCAGCCAUCGGUUUGGACUGAACCAAUCGAACCGAAACUAAACAUAAAAGUGCAUCCAAUACCAAAAGAGAUCUAUGAGGGCUACGAUGAGCUGAGUGAGGAUGAGACUAGCAGGUCAGCAAGUCCCAUGGAUAUGGAUUAUACAGUUGAAGAGAGUAGUGAUUGGUAUGCACCAGUAUACAACAUAAAGCGAAAUGAUUCAGGUUACACCACAGUGAAAAUGUCGAAAUUUACGCAUACAGCUGAUGAACAGCAAAAUAACAGUGAAUUUUGGGGGCGUGAAGACAGUUACGAUAACUGUAAAAAUACUGAAGAUGGACCAAUAUACAAUAUAAAGCGUAGGAAUUUCGAUUACGAUUAUGCCACGGCGAAAAAGGUGAAAUUUAGUGUGCCGCAAAAUGUUGAAGAAUUAUGGGGGCGUGAGGACAACUACGAAUAUCACAAAAAUGACAGCGCUAACACAGCUGUCUUGAGCAACUUUAGUGGUGACGACGUAAACGAAGCGGGCGCUGGAAACGCCGUAAUGGAAUAUCCUGUAUUAGACCAUUUGGUCGAAAGUUAUCCUACCGAAAACAUCUCUGUAUUGUUAGGCAGAAAGAAUAAAGUAGUCAAAUAUAAAACAGUUGGGGCAAGCAAAGAUGAUGGUGAUGAUGACGAUCUAAUAAUACCCGAUGAGCCACUUGAUACCGACAAAGUGUCGACACAAAAGAAAGCAGUUACCUUUAAUAAGCAUGUAAUAACGGUACAACGAAAACAACCACCUAACAGAACAAACUUUAAUAAAAAUGUAAUAACAGCACAACCGAAGCCGCUACAACAACAACAACAACAACAUAACACAACAAACUUUAAUAAAACUGUAAUAACGGCACAACCGCAACAACAACAACAAAACACAAAUGCAUUAACAAAAGCAGUCGCUUUGGCCGAGAGUUGGCAGCAAGUGGUGCAGACCAUGCAACAGGUGCCGAGUAUAAAUGUGGCCACGACUGGUGUGAGCAACAACACACAGCAACAGCAGCAGCCUGAUGCCUUUGCUUUGGCGGCAAGAAAGCUAGUUGAGCAAAUAAAACAAGCCGGUGAAAGGGAAAAACUCAACAUUCAACAAAAUGGAAUUGCCGGCAAUUUAAUGGCAGCUGGCAACAAACAAAUAAUGAGACAGAUUGCUAAUACAACAACAACAACAACAACAACAACAAAAAUUGUUAAUAAAGACAAUCCGAACGCUUUCCGCAUUACCAACGUGGAGAUAAUAAACCCGAAGCAAUCGUUAAUUAGUGGAAAACCCGCGGCUCUGGAUGAUACUAAACGUGCAAAAAUAACAAACGUACGAAUAAUAAACAGCAAGCAGGCAACCACUGCAGCUAACGGUAAUAAAGUGAGAUUUUCGGACAUGGGAACGCAACAAACACAGAAAAAUCGAAAAGAAAUUAUGCAGAAAAUGAUCAAUUCGGCAGCAACAAACUCGACAAGAACAGCAGCAACAAAUACAACAACAUUUGAAGAUUAUUUGGCGCUAACACACAAGAAAACCGCAUCCAGGCAUAAUACAAUCGACGAUUUAUUGGCCAAAGCUAAGCGUAUAAUAAAGGCAAAAACCACUGAAAAGCCUAAAAACAACAACAAAUCGACAUUAUGUAAUACACAAGACGAUGUUGAGGACGAAUUGCCGCAGCAACCCGAAGCAGCAAAAAGUUUGGCGCCAACAACAACAACUCACGUAAUCGCUGAUAACGUUGCAACAGCGCCAUCUUGUGUUUUGGAAUGCGCACAUUUUCGCAAACUCUACGAAUUUCCCACACCCGACGAGCAAACCCUGCAACGCCAUUUUUGGUUCAUACAACUCGGUUUGGAUAUAGCGUCCGGUUGGCGUAAAAACUUGUUUAUAUGCGAGAAACACUUCGAUGACACGAUGUUGCUGCCACCGGACAAUACGCUCAAUGAGUACGCCUACCCGUGCCAGUCGUUGAUGCGACAACUGAAUAAGCCCACCGCCACAGUGGGUACACAAACGUGCGAUGACGUCGUGCAGUAUAAACAGCGGUUAUUCGAUCAGUUGGAGCUGUUACAGGAUGCGGUGCGCAAGCAGCGCUUAGAAAUGAAACGCGUGCAAGUGCUGAUACGUCUCAAGCAGGAGGCGGUGCGUUUGGUGGCCGAAAUUGAGGAGGAGAAAAAUGCUCCGAAACUGUUGACUAUUCGCGAUAAAAAAUAAUUAUUUAUAUUAUUGUAAUAAAUAAUUAUUUAAAUUAAAUUAAAUUUAAGCAUAUAUGCACAUUAGGGUGGCCCUUAGUUGUAUGGAGGAUAAAAAAAGUUUCUGGAUUCUCGAUCGCACCCCCUAGAAAUAGGCGAAUAGCCCAAAAACUAGUAUAUACAAAGUUUUGGGUCAAUCAAAAAAGGUUUAGAGGUUGCGCAAGGAGCUUGAAAUCCUGAAAAAAUAUAAAUUUUUGCCAUUUUUAUGUCUCAGACUUCCAUAUUUCAAAGUCACACUAUCCCUUACUGGUUUUCCAUACCGUAAUAAGAUAAUAAGAAUAACAUUAGAACCGUUAUAACGGUAUAUCACGAGCAUGCGACGCUUGAGAAUGCGCCACAUUAAAUUUACUUUCAUAUUUGUAUUUCUGUAACUCUAUCAUCAAUCGACCGAUUUUUAAGACUGUGGUAAUUUUGGAAAGGUAAUAAAAUGCAGAUCUUAUUACGGUAUGGAAACCAGAUAGUGUGGCUUUGAAAUAUGGAGACAUAAAAAUGGCAAAAAUUCUUAAUUUUUCAGGAUUUCAAGCUCCUUGCGCAACCUCUAAACCUUUUUUGAUUGACCCAAAAUUUUGUAUAUACUAGUUUUUGGGCUAUUUGCAUAUCUCUAGGGGGUGCGUAAUUCUGUAAUUUUUUUUUGUUGAGACAUAUUAAAUUUUAAUUUUUCAAAUUAUUAAUUUUUUGUUUUGCAAAAAUAUAAACCUUUUAAAUUUGAUUUUAUUCUUGCUAUUUAUUGAUAUUUUAUAAAAAUCUGGCUACAAAUUAACUUUAAUUUAAACAGUCCUCAAUCGAGAGAAUGCUUGAAUCCGUGAUCGCAAGGAUUAAACUUUUGUCACUUAAAAACACAGCUUUAUUUUAUUUCAUAAAUAUGUCCACUCUGUAAAUAAAACAAUUAAAAUUUCUUAA